This is a messenger RNA of Lepisosteus oculatus (spotted gar), 3560 nucleotides long. It is a transcript of the gene ap3m2, whose product is annotated as adaptor related protein complex 3 subunit mu 2. Gene Ontology annotation, cellular component: cytoplasmic vesicle; clathrin adaptor complex. The record is from RefSeq and is a predicted model, not a curated record. NCBI's taxonomy places the organism in Eukaryota, Metazoa, Chordata, Actinopteri, Semionotiformes, Lepisosteidae. Gene Ontology annotation, biological process: endocytosis; intracellular protein transport.
GUCAGGGAGACAGCCGGAUACGGACACACAGACGAUCAGGUGAACAGGCACACAGACUGCCGGUCAGAGGCGGGCACCAUGAUCCACAGCCUGUUCCUGGUGAACUCCUCGGGCGACAUCUUCCUGGAGAAGCACUGGAAGAGCGUGGUGAGCCGCUCCGUGUGCGACUACUUCUUCGAGGCGCAGGAGCGGGCGUCGGAGCCGGAGAACGUGCCGCCCGUCAUCCCCACGCCACACCACUACCUCAUCAGCGUGCUGCGCCACCGCAUCUACUUCGUGGCUGUCAUCCAGAGCGAGGUCCCGCCCCUCUUCGUCAUCGAGUUCUUGCACAGGGUCGUGGACACCUUCCAGGACUAUUUUGGAGUGUGCUCAGAGGCAGCCAUCAAGGACAAUGUUGUGGUUGUGUAUGAGCUGCUGGAGGAGAUGCUGGAUAAUGGCUUCCCGCUGGCCACUGAGUCCAACAUCCUGAAGGAGCUCAUCAAGCCCCCCACCAUCCUGCGCACUGUCGUCAACACUAUCACAGGCAGCACCAACGUGGGAGAGCAGCUCCCGACUGGCCAGCUGUCAGUGGUGCCGUGGCGCCGCACUGGUGUAAAGUACACCAACAACGAGGCCUACUUCGACGUGGUGGAGGAGAUCGACGCCAUCAUCGACAAGUCAGGCUCCACCAUCACCGCCGAGAUCCAGGGAGUGAUCGAUGCCUGUGUGAAGCUGUCGGGGAUGCCCGAUCUCACCCUCUCCUUCAUGAACCCGCGUCUCCUGGACGAUGUCAGUUUCCACCCAUGUGUUCGCUUCAAGCGCUGGGAGGCCGAGAGGAUCCUGUCCUUCAUCCCCCCCGACGGCAACUUCCGCCUGCUGUCCUACCACGUCAGCUCGCAGAACUUGGUGGCUAUCCCAGUUUACGUGAAGCAUAACAUCAGUUUCCGGGAGGGCAGCUCCCUGGGGCGCUUCGAGCUGACCCUGGGGCCCAAGCAGACCAUGGGCAAGGCGGUGGAGGCUGUGCUGGUGACCUCCCAGCUGCCCCGUGGCGUGCUGACCGCCAACCUCACCCCCUCGCAGGGCACCUUCACGUUCGACCCCGUCACCAAGAUGCUGACGUGGGAUGUUGGGAAGAUCAACCCCCAGAAACUGCCCAGUCUGAAGGGAACUAUGAGCCUGCAGGCCGGGGCCUCCAAACCUGAUGAGAAUCCGACGAUUAACAUCCAGUUCAAGAUACAGCAACUCGCCAUCUCCGGUCUGAAGGUGAAUCGUCUGGACAUGUACGGGGAGAAGUACAAACCCUUCAAGGGCAUCAAGUACAUGACCAAAGCGGGCAAGUUCCAGGUCCGAACAUAGAGCCCAGCCUGGCAGCUCCCUGGACUGAGAGGGAGGGGUCGGCCUCCCUCACGCUUCCCUGGGGUGUCCCCAGGGAGGAGAAUUUCCUAUUGUGCCGUUUUGUGCUGUUUUCCCCACACAAGAUGAUUGUGCUGUUCCUCCUCCCCUCUGCCGUUCAUCCCUACCUCCCCACGUACAUUUCUCUGUCUACCUCUGUCCUCUGACCCUUACUCUGCAGACUUAAGAAUGGAGGAAGACCUGCUGUUCAGAGCUAACAGAUGCAGUUCCAUGAUCCCGUCUGGUGACCCAAUCUUGAGAUUUACAGGGGGCGGGGCUGGAAGUGUGAUGGGUGUGGCCUGUUGGGUGGGGGUGUGGUUUACAGCAGGGGGUGGGGACAAUUCCAUUGUGAAUAAUUCCAUCAGAGGAAUCUCAUCUGAUUAAUCCACAUUGACCUUUUGGGACGAAACUAAAAACAGUCUAGGUCUGCUUUUCAUCCUGAAGAUCAUUCCCUGUUACUCCGGCCUAAGUACAGUUAUCAGUAGUCUCAAGAUAUCAGUUCAUGAAGUCUCAAGGUGUUGUCAGUAGUUUAAUCUAGUUCUGGAUCAUACAAAUAAUCCGAUUGCCGCUGAGAGUGGUCAGGUCUGAGAAAAAUGUUUCUACUUUUUUCAUUAAUAACACUUGCGGAACCGUGUGCAAAAUUGCUCUCCUCCCCAGUCUGGCCACUUGAGUAGUAAUAACAAUUAUUCAUAACGAUCGCAGCUUCGACAAAACCAGUUCACAGGAUGCAGCUCGCCAUCUUGCCAGAUUUAGGACUGAAAGGACAAGUUGGAACGGCUUGGCCACUCGAGUGCAGGAUCGGGAGCGUCUCGGCAGGGAUUGGGGUUGGGGUUGGGAGCAGCAGGGGUCCUGUCCCUUAUCGGCGACCGCUGGGACGCGCCAGGCGCCUGCGCGCUCGCGGUCCCGUCAGCCAGACAAACGAUGCGCCUCCAGUCUUCCCAUGAUGCACCGCGUGGGCCUUGCGGGGUCGCGACUUCGGGAGAACAUCCGCAUAACGGUGCGGGCUGAGCGGCAGCUAUUGCAACGAGUCUCCGUUUUCGGUCGGGAACGAUGGAAUAUCGUGGGAUCCAGUCUGGCUGCCAGAUUUUGAGGCUGACAGCGGACUGGGAGAGAAGCCCCGCUGUUGAGCUCUUCUUCCGCGAGCGUGAGCUCAGGGAGUUCGAGAAAGGGCCCAGACGGGCCUGGUUUUGGCUGUGCUGGUCAUAUUACUGAUAAAAAUAACCCGCCCACCCCUGUCGGUGUGUUCCCCCAGCUGCGUGACUCGGGGCUCAGACGCAGUGCGGCCUCUCUGCUGCGCAGGCCGCUGUGUGUUGCUGCCUCUGGCUGCGCAGCUCCUGGCGCCUUGGUCCUGCAAUCAGCCAGGCACCCUGUGAGAGAGUCGCAGCGAGACCGGGGGCACUGAGGUGAAGGUCUCGUGUGUUUUUACCCAAGCUGACGCCCAGCGCAGGCUCCGUUUCAGCCCCCGCCGUGCAGUUCUGCAGCUCUCCUGCAGGGGGCGACGUCUCUAGCAGUGCAUUGCUCUCAGCAGCGAGCUGAAUCGUGUCCCACGCUCCCUUGCUGGCCUGGCGCAGUGGGACAGCAGGAUGGCAGUGGAGCUCCUGUGGUGCCCCCGAUGGAGUUUUUGGAAUGUCACAGGGAGCCCCAGGUUUAGGAAAUUUCUUUUACAUUUUCAACUGUAAAAUCUUACAAGCAGAUCCCCCGUGAAGAGCUGCCCGAGCCUUGACUUUCACACUCCUAGAAACGGGGAGGUUGGGCGGAUAUUCCUGAUGAAGCCCUGAAGUCUACUCCCCCCUCAGUUCCAGUUGCUCAGCAGUUUCGAUCCACUCCAGGUUUUGCGGUGUGUGCUCUUCCUCGGUCAGGAUUGUGAAAUACCCAGCGCUCACACCCGUGUCCUGAGGCUCCUACAGUCCUCCAUGGUGUUGCACACCGGCGGUCUGCUUCUCCCCAGACCGCGCGUCCGGGAGCAGAGCGCAGGUGGGCCCCACUUCCUCCUCCACCCUGAGAACGAGGGGCGUGGGCCUGCUGUUCCUGCCCCCUUGUCAGCGCCCCUUCACUUGUUCGUGUGCUUGUUUCGCUCGGGUUUGGUUUGUUGCUGUGUUCUGGUCGACCGUUUUCGCAGACCAAAAAAACAAAACAACAACUGUAUGGUGAAACUGAGCAAUGAAAUAAAUCGAAAUGAAGUGGGAACA